Arabidopsis arenosa is the source of this 2651-nucleotide messenger RNA. The record is from the annotation of a GenBank genome assembly. Lineage: Eukaryota; Viridiplantae; Streptophyta; Magnoliopsida; Brassicales; Brassicaceae.
CUCUCUCAACCCUCUUCUCUUCUUCAUCGUCUUCAAUGGAGAACAACGAAUCUACUAAUGGUACCAAGUCUUCUUCUUUCGUCUUUAAUAAGCGAAGAGCUGAAGGAAUUGAUAAAACCGAUAAGAAAAAAAGAAAUCUUGAACGCAAAACCCAAAAGCUUAAUCCCUCUAACACUAUUGCUUACGCACAGAUUCUUGGAACGGGAAUGGAUACUCAGGAUACAUCAUCUUCUGUAUUACUCUUCUUUGACAAGCAAAGAUUCAUCUUUAAUGCUGGAGAGGGCUUGCAACGUUUUUGUACAGAGCAUAAGAUUAAACUAUCAAAGAUAGAUCAUGUGUUUUUGUCUCGUGUCUGCUCAGAGACAGCAGGAGGACUUCCAGGUCUGUUACUAACUCUUGCUGGUAUUGGUGAAGAAGGGCUUUCGGUGAAUGUAUGGGGUCCUUCAGAUCUUAACUAUUUAGUUGAUGCAAUGAAGUCAUUUAUUCCACGGGCGGCUAUGGUUCAUACGCGGAGUUUUGGUCCCUCGAGUACACCUGAUCCUAUUGUUCUUGUGAACGACGAAGUUGUGAAAAUAUCCGCCAUUAUCUUAAAACCGUCUCACUCUGAGGAAGAAGACUCUGUCAACAAAUCUGGCGAGCUCUCAGUUGUAUAUGUAUGUGAAUUACCUGAAAUAUUGGGAAAAUUUGACUUAGAGAAGGCCAAGAAGAUAUUUGGUGUUAAGCCUGGUCCAAAAUAUAGUAAACUUCAGUCCGGAGAAUCAGUGAAGUCGGAUGAAAGAGAUAUAACGGUUUAUCCAAGUGAUGUAAUGGGACCUUCACUUCCUGGUCCCAUUGUUCUCCUUGUGGACUGUCCAACAGAGUCGCACGCCGCAGAACUGUUCUCAGUCAAGUCUUUGGAGAGCUAUCAAACCGAUGGAGCAAAGUUUGUAAAUUGUAUUAUACAUUUGAGUCCAUCUUCUGUGACAAGUAGUCCUACUUACCAAAGCUGGAUGAAGAAGUUUCAUUCGACUCAACACAUUCUUGCUGGCCAUCAAAGGAAGAAUAUGGCUUUCCCAAUUCUGAAAGCAAGUUCAAGAAUCACUGCCAGACUUAACUAUCUAUGCCCGCAGUUCUUUCCUGCUCCUGGAUUUUGGCCUUCUCAACUCCUUGCUCAUAUGUCGAUGAUAGAUUCCACUCCUUGGAACAAGUGCUCAAGUUCAAAUCUUGCUGAAAGCAUUUCUGCUGAAAAUCUCCUCAAGUUCAAUUUGCGUCCCGUGGCUAUUCGUGGGAUAGACAGAUCUUGUAUCCCUGCUCAAUUGACAUCCUCAGAAGUAUUGGAUGAGCUACUUUCUGAAAUUCCGGAGAUUACAGAUAAAAGCGAAGAAAUCAAGCAGUUCUGGAAUAAACAACACAACAAGACGAUCAUCGAAAAGCUAUGGCUGACUGAGAGCAAUACUGUUCUUCCUAGCUGUCUUGAAAACAUUAGACGAGAUGACAUGGAGAUUGUUAUCUUAGGCACUGGUUCGUCUCAGCCUUCGAAAUACCGAAAUGUCAGUGCAAUUUAUAUUGACCUAUUCUCUAGAGGUAGUCUUCUCCUAGAUUGCGGUGAAGGAACCUUGGGGCAGCUUAAAAGAAGAUAUGGUUUAGACGGUGCAGAUGAGGCGGUUAGAAAGUUGAGAUGUAUAUGGAUCUCUCACAUCCACGCCGAUCACCAUACGGGUCUUGCGAGGAUUCUAGCUCUUAGAAGCAAGCUUUUGAAAGGAGUGACUCAUAAGCCAGUUAUUGUGGUGGGACCGAGGCCGCUUAAACGUUUUCUCGAUGCAUAUCAAAGACUUGAGGAUUUGGAUAUGGAAUUUCUUGAUUGUAGAAGCACCACAGCAACUUCUUGGGCCUCUUUAGAAAGCGGCGGCGGCGAUGCAGAGGGUUCUUUGUUUAGUGAAGGAAGUCCUAUGCAGAGUGUCUUCAAAAGAUCUGAUAUCCCGACGGAUAAUUCUUCGGUUUUGCUGUGUUUAAAGAAUCUGAAGAAGGUUCUUAGCGAAAUCGGAUUGGAUGAUUUGAUUAGUUUUCCUGUUGUACAUUGUCCUCAAGCCUAUGGUGUCGUUAUAAAAGCAGCUGAAAGAGUAAAUAGUGUUGGAGAACGAAUCCCGGGAUGGAAAAUGGUUUAUUCAGGCGAUACAAGACCUUGUCCCGAGAUCGUUGAAGCAUCACGAGAUGCAACAGUUCUUAUACAUGAGGCGACAUUUGAAGAUGCAUUGAUAGAAGAAGCUUUGGCGAAGAAUCACAGCACGACUAAAGAAGCAAUCGAUGUGGGAUCUUCGGCAAAUGCGUAUCGGAUUGUUCUCACGCAUUUUAGCCAGAGAUAUCCGAAGAUUCCAGUGAUUGAUGAGUCGCAUAUGCAUAAUACCUGCAUUGCCUUUGAUCUGAUGAGUAUAAACAUGGCAGAUUUGCAAGUGCUUCCUAAGGUUUUACCGUAUUUCAAAACUCUCUUCAGAGAUGAGAUGGUUGAAGAUGAGGAUGCAGAUGGUGUUGCCAUGGAAGAAGCUUUGUGAUGACUUAAAACACUACAAUAGGUGUUUUCUUGUUCAAUUGCUCUCUGUUUCUAGUUUUAUAGGAUUAGGACAGUGUUAUAGUAGUUGACAUAUUAAUUGCGUUAAUUAAGCAACUCAGGCAAU